Messenger RNA from Dioscorea cayenensis subsp. rotundata (Guinea yam), 2508 nucleotides. Its product is annotated as receptor protein kinase-like protein ZAR1. Lineage: Eukaryota; Viridiplantae; Streptophyta; Magnoliopsida; Dioscoreales; Dioscoreaceae. The transcript is spliced from 2 exons. The record is from RefSeq and is a predicted model, not a curated record. Gene Ontology annotation, molecular function: protein kinase activity; ATP binding; protein binding. Gene Ontology annotation, biological process: protein phosphorylation. Bases 161 to 2305 code for a protein of 714 amino acids.
CCCGCCAUUCUUUCUCUUAUAUUCUCCUUUUCCAAAGCCAAAGCACCCACUACAAAACUAGUUCUUCUUUCUUUCCUUGAGCUUCACUGUUUAUUUAUUCAUGCAUCCUUCACUCCAUUGACAGCAACUCAUACUGUUCUGUUUUUGCUACUCUUCACUGAUGAGUGUAUAUGUUCUUCUGCUGCUCAUCAUAGUCCCUGCUGUUUCUGGCUUGAAUUUAACAAAUGAGGAAGUUACUGCUCUUCUCUCUUUCAAGUCUUCUGUUUCUUAUGAUCCAGAUGAUUCUCUGAGCAACUGGAACUCCUCCAUUGAUGAGAACCCAUGCUCUUGGGAUGGCAUUACAUGCAAGCAAGGUAAGGUGGUUUCUUUGAGCAUACCAAGGAAGGGGCUUGUGGGUUAUUUGCCUGCUGCUCUUGGCUCUCUUUCUUCUCUCAGGCAUCUCAAUCUCAGGAGCAAUAGACUCUUUGGCAACCUUCCAUUAGAGCUCUUCUUUGUAAAGAGCCUCCAAAGUCUUGUUCUUUAUGGCAACUCCUUGUCUGGACCUCUUCCUCAAGAGAUCAGCAACUUUACUUCCUUGCAGAAUUUGGACCUCUCCCACAAUCUCUUCAAAGGCUUGAUACCUUCCUCAUUGAUUCGAUGUCAAAGGUUGAGGUCACUUCACUUGAGCAACAACAACUUCUCUGGUCCCUUGCCAAAUGGCUUUGGCAGAAGUUUGGUUUUUCUUGAAAGACUAGACCUUUCUUUUAACUCGCUGAAUGGUUCCAUCCCUGGUGACAUUGGUGAGCUUUCUAGUCUUCAAGGAACUGUGGACUUGUCCCAUAAUUUGUUCUCUGGCUUGAUUCCUCCCAGUCUUGGCAAUGUCCCAGAUAAUGUGUACAUUGAUCUCAGUUUCAAUAAUUUGAGUGGUCUCAUUCCACAGAAUGGAGCUUUGGUGAAUAGAGGGCCAACAGCAUUUAUAGGGAACCCUGCUCUAUGUGGUCCUCCAUUGAAGAGACCUUGUUCUUCUUCCUCAGUUGUUGUGAGCAGUCCAUCCUCACCACUCCCUUUUCAGCCUAACAAUUACCAACCAAUGAGCAGUGUUCCUAACAAUGGAGUCAGUGACAACCACAGAGGCAUGAGCAAAGGCCUGGUCAUCGCCAUCAUCAUAAGCGAUGUUAUCGUACUCUUUGUGAUUGCAUUUGUCUUCUUUUACUGCUACAAGAGAGCAACUUCUUCGCUGAGAAAGGAGAAGGUGGAGGAAAUUGCCUCAAACAACAAUAAGGGUAAUAAUAGCCGGAAGGAAUGCCGGUGUUUCUUUGCGAAGGGUGAAUCAGAGACAAUAUCAGAAGAUACAGAACAGAUUGAUCUGGUGCCUUUGGAUGACCUUGUGCGUUUUGAUAUCGAUGAGCUAUUGAAGGCUUCAGCUUUUGUUCUCGGCAAAAGCUGGAUGGGAAUUGUGUAUAAGGUUGUGUUGGAGGAUGGAUUGAACUUGGCUGUGAGGAGAUUGGGAGAGGGAAGCUCACAGAGGCUUAAAGAGUUCAAAACGGAGGUGGAGGCAAUUGGAAAGAUUAGACAUCCUUGUAUUGUUUCUUUGAGAGCUUAUUACUGGUCUAAUGAAGAGAAACUGCUAAUUUAUGAUUACAUAACUAAUGGCAACCUCUCUGCUGCAAUUCACGGCACACCAGGAAUGGUUGAAUUUAAGCCGAUGUCCUGGACUAUGAGGUUAAAUAUUAUGAGAGGAAUUGCUCAGGGUCUGGCAUUUCUGCAUGAGUUCAGUCCAAAGAAGUGUGUCCAUGGUGAUCUCAGGCCAAACAACAUCCUUCUUGGCCAAAACAUGGAACCUUACAUAUCUGAUCUCGGUCUCAACCGUCUCGUUAACAUAGUACGAGGAUCUUCAUUGCUGCCGUCAGAACGGAUGAACGCUGAUAAACCUCAAAUUCAACAAACCGAUGUUCCCGGGAGCCCAGCCCCGAAGCUCGGAUCAUGUUAUCAUGCUCCAGAAACACUGAGGACUCUGAAACCUUCUCAGAAAUGGGAUGUAUACUCAUAUGGAGUGAUUCUGAUGGAAAUGAUUUCUGGUAGACCUCCAAUGGUUCUGUUGGAUACUUCAGAAGUAGAUCUUGUUAAGUGGGUUGAGUUCUGCAUUGAACAGAAAAGACCACUAGCAGAUUUGUUGGACCCUCAAUUAGUUCCUGAACUGCAGAAAGAAAAUGAGAUGGUUUAUGUGCUUAAGAUUGCCUUAGCAUGUGUUCAAAUCAAUGCCGAAAGGAGGCCAAGUAUGAGGAAUGUGGUUGACACUCUGGAUAAGUUAACUCAUGUGAAAUAGACAGGUCUCUCUGAUGAGAUUACUGAUUGCUCGUUUGCAUCUCACAGUAUUAAUUCAUAAACCAACGCAUGAUCUAUUGCCUCAUACACCAUGGAAAGAAUAGAAUGCUGAUCAUAGUUCUCAAUCUUUUGCUGAAUGUUAAACUAUAGGUGGUGUUUAUUAAUGUUAUUGUCAGAUAAUUAUGUUUGUGGUUUCUGUUGUUA